AUGGAAUAAUAAUUGCAAAUUCUCUUUUAACGUUUAGAAGAAUUCAAAUAAGAUCAGAAUGAAUAUUGGGAAGAAGUGAAAUAAUUAUCAGAUGAAAUAGAUGAGAAUCAAUUACCUGUGAUAUUAGAGAAUGAAGAGGAUUGUAAUUCUUCAGAGAUACUUACAAUUCUGAAUUAAAUUAUGACAUUAGUUAAUCAUUUAAGAGAAGGAGAAAUUAAAGUAUUUUAAUGUUUUAAUUAGAUAAUUGAAAGGUAUAAGCAUGAAUUAAAACAAUUAGCACUUGAAUUAAAGGAUACUUAAUAAUAUAAUAAAGAAAUGAGAUCAAUAAAUAUAUAAACUGAUUAUGAUCAUUAUGAGAAAAUGUAUUUUUAAGAAAGACAACGUUAUAUUUAAUUAGAGAAGAAGUUUGAAGGUCUUAAGAAACUUGAUGAAUCAUCUUUUAAAUAGGAUGUUAUAAUAGAAUUGGCUACUCUAAAAAAUAAAAUAUAAAUAUUGACAGAAACAUCAACAGAAGCUGAAACAUUAUUAAUAAAGAAGGAUUAAUAAGUUAAAGAAUAUUAAAAAUAAUUACAGAAAUGUUAAAAAGAAUUAACUUAAAAAAGAAGUGAAUUAUCUAGUCUAAAUGAUUAAUUAAAAAGUAAAGAUAUCAAUUUAUAAAUGUCUCAAAAUAUGAAUAGAACAUAUGAAACAGAAUUAUAAAAAGUUAAUAAAAAAAAUAGUGGAUCUUAAAAAAGACCUACUAAAUGUUAUGAAACAUUAACACUUGAAAUUCAAGAAUUAACUCAUAAUAAUUCAUUACUUAAAUAAUAAUUAUUGUAAACAUAAAAGAAAAUAAAAGAAUUAACAACAGAAUUAUAAAUCAAAGAUUAAUAAUUAGUAGAAGUACUUAAUCAAAUUGAUGAAAUUAAAUUACAUAUGCAAUAAAAUAAUAAUAAAGAAGAUUAAUUAAAAGAAGCAAUGGAAUAUCUAGAAUUAAAAGAUUUAGAAAUUGAUAGAUUACAUAGAGAAUUAGAUAAUUACAAAAGAAAUCUAAAAGACAAUCCAUAAAUUAGAGAUCUAUAAAAUCUUUUAUUAGUUAUGUCUAGAAAUUUAUAAGAAAAAGAAUAAUAAUUAUUAAGAUAUUAAUAAUACAAUUGA
Paramecium pentaurelia is the source of this 1137-nucleotide messenger RNA. NCBI's taxonomy places the organism in Eukaryota, Ciliophora, Oligohymenophorea, Peniculida, Parameciidae. The record is from the annotation of a GenBank genome assembly.